Ricinus communis (castor bean) is the source of this 2489-nucleotide messenger RNA. Its product is annotated as cellulose synthase-like protein E6. NCBI's taxonomy places the organism in Eukaryota, Viridiplantae, Streptophyta, Magnoliopsida, Malpighiales, Euphorbiaceae. Gene Ontology annotation, biological process: plant-type primary cell wall biogenesis; cellulose biosynthetic process. Gene Ontology annotation, cellular component: trans-Golgi network; plasma membrane. The transcript has 8 exons. Gene Ontology annotation, molecular function: mannan synthase activity; cellulose synthase (UDP-forming) activity. The record is from RefSeq and is a predicted model, not a curated record. Bases 89 to 2287 code for a protein of 732 amino acids.
GAUAAAUUAAAUGUUAUCAUCUUAUUGGACGGCAUGAAUCAGUAGAUGAAGACCAUAUGAUAAUUUUGAGAGAGAGAGAGAGAGAGAGAUGAAGGCAGAAGAAGGAGUGGUAUCUGUUUCUCUGUUCAUGGUAAAGCAAGAGAAAGGAAGGGUUGCCUUUAGGAUCUUUGCAACUACAGUAUUUGCAGGGAUAUGUCUGAUAUGGACAUACAGAAUGCUGCACAUACCAAGAGUAGGAGAGCGAGGAAGAUGGGUUUGGAUUGGCAUGCUCAUGGCAGAGCUUUGUUUCGGCCUUUAUUGGAUUUGCACUCAGUCUCUUCGCUGGAAUGUCACCUCAACUCAACCUUUCAAAGACAGGCUCUUAAUAAGGUACGAAGACAAGUUACCAGGAGUGGACAUAUUUGUGUGCACGGCAGACCCCAUAUUAGAACCACCAACUUUGGUGAUCAACACAGUUUUAGCAGUGAUGUCAUACAAUUACUCGACGGAGAAACUGGCUGUUUAUCUCUCCGACGACAGUGGAUCGGACUUGACAUUCUAUGCUCUCCUUGAAGCCUCUCAAUUUGCUAAAUAUUGGAUCCCAUUUUGUAAAACAAAUAAAAUCCAACCAUUAUCUCCUGAGGCAUAUUUUGCACGUAAUAGUAAUGCGCAAGAUAUCAUACAUCCUCAAGAAUGGUCAACUGUUAAGAAACUCUACGAAGAAAUGAAGAAGCGGAUCGAAUCAACAGUGGAAAGAGGUAACAUUUUGAAGGAAAUGAGAGACCAACAUAAAGGAUUCUCAGAAUGGAACAACAAUGUAACGAAGAAAGAUCACCAACCCAUUGUGCAGAUUGUUAUUGAUGGAAGGGAUGAAACUGCUGUAGAUAGCAACGGAUGUCGAAUGCCGACACUAGUAUACUUGGCAAGAGAGAAGAGACCCCAGUAUCCUCAUCACUUCAAAGCUGGAGCCAUGAAUGCUUUGAUACGAGUGUCAUCAGUGAUAAGCGAUGGACCGAUCAUUCUCAAUCUAGAUUGUGAUAUGUACGCAAAUGAUUCAGAUACAAUCUUAGAAGUACUAUGUUACUUCAUGGAUGAGGAGAAAGGCCAUGAAAUUGCUUACGUGCAACAUCCUCAAGUCUUUGAAAAUAUCACCAAGAAUGAUCUCUAUGGACUUUCAUUUAAAGUCAUUAAUAAGGUUGAGAAUGCCGGCAUGAGUGGACAUGGUGCAACACCUUAUUGUGGCACUGGAUGCUUCCAUAGAAGAGAAACCCUUUGUGGGAAAAAGUACUCUGAGGACAGAAAAUUAAAAUUGAACAUUGAUUCUGAAAAGAAAGAUGUAAAACCCAAAAAUGAGCUAGAAGAGGCAGCAAAAGUUGUUGCUAGUUGCAGUUAUGAGGAAAACACUCUUUGGGGCAAAGAGAUGGGGUUACUAUAUGGGUGUCCAGUUGAAGACGUAAUUACAGGCUUGACAAUCCAAUGCCGGGGAUGGAAAUCAGUUAAUUACUUUCCGCAAAAGGCAGCCUUCUUGGGUCUAGCUCCAAAUACCUUAGAAGUGGCUUUAAUGCAGUACAGGAGGUGGUCCGAAGGAUUGUUUCAGAUUUUCAUUUCCAAGUAUUGCCCUUUUAUAUACGGCCAUGGCAAGUUAAAAUUAGGUGCACAAUUGGGAUAUUGUGCUUAUUUUUUAUGGGCUCCCCUUUCCUUGCCGACACUAUACUAUGUCAUUGUUCCUCCUCUUUGCAUGCUCCACGGCAUUCCUUUAUUCCCUCAGGUGUCAAGCCAAUGGUUUGUACCCUUUGCAUACGUUUUCCUGUCCAGGAUUUUCUACAGCACGGGGGAGGAUUUGUUUUGUGGAAGCACAGUUAAAGCUUGGUGGAACCUUCAAAGAAUGUGGCUGAUCCGAAGAACAACAGCCUUUUUCUUCGCGUUCAUCGACACAAUCGCCAAACAAUUAGGCUUGUCACAGACAGGAUUCAGCAUUACGCCUAAAGUGGUGACCGAUGAUUUGCUAAAGAGGUACGAGCAAGAGGUCAUAGAGUUCGGAAGCUCGAGCACAAUGUUCACCAUUGUAGCAACACUAGCAAUGUUGAACCUUUUCAGUUUAGUUGGGGUAAUGGCGAAGAGGGUCAUUGCCUUGGAGGCUAUAGAAUUGUUGGUACCCCAAGUUGUUCUGUGUGGGCUUGUGGUUAUGGUUAAUUUGCCUGUGUACCAAGCUCUCUUCUUCCGCCAUGACAAGGGGCGUAUGCCCCGGGAAGUUAUGCUCAAGUCCAUUGUUAUAGCUUCUUUUGCAUGCCUGAUGCCUGUGAAUUAGAAAGAAUGUACGUGAUACUUCGUUAGCUUUAACAUUUUUUUCAAUGAAUAAACUUUAAUACUUGUAUCAUGGCUGGCUUGAAUUGCCAAAAACUAUAACUGAUGUGUCACAUAUGUAAGGCCUAAACUCUAAUUGGUAUCCGAUGAACAUUGAACUAGUUGGAAAACUAGUAGAAUUGAACAUUGAUUCUUUUCUUUCUUUU